UCGCUUGGGAUGGUUACUGUUUUGGGGCUGUCAGUGGAGCCCUCGUUGCUGCUGUUAAGUGGGGUACCCGGGCUGUGGAAUCGUGAACGGCUGACUGAAACCUUGAUCUGUAGUACUAUCCAAUCCUCUCAGGCAGGAUCACAAGUCCCCUUGGUGACAGUGCUCUGGGGAUACCUUACAUCCACAGCCAGAGUGCACACUCACGGGGGAAUGAUGAACAGGUUCAGAAAGUGGCUGUACAAACCCAAGAGGUCAGACCCACAGCUCCUUGCUCAGUUCUACUAUGCAGAUGAAGAGCUUAACCAAGUUGCUGCAGAGCUGGACAGUUUGGAUGGAAGAAAAGACCCCCAAAGGUGUACACUACUAGUCAACCAGUUUCGUUCCUGUCAGGAUAAUGUUUUGAACAUAAUAAACCAGAUAAUGGAGGAUUGCAUACAGCAUGAUAGAGCAAAUCGUGACUUUUGUGUUAAAUUUCCUGAAGAAAUUCGGCAUGACAAUCUGGCGGGACAGCUAUGGUUUGGAGCAGAGUGUUUGGCUGCUGGCUCUAUUAUAAUGAAUCGUGAAAUCGAAAGCAUGGCAAUGAGACCUCUGGCCAAAGACUUAACCAGAAGCCUUGAAGAAGUUAGGAACAUUAUCCGUGACCAGGCCCUCAGGGAUCUUAACAUGUACACCGAUAAAAUGAGAGACUCGCUCAAACAUUUUGAUAUUUUGUUUGCAGAGUUUGAAUUAAGCUAUGUAUCUGCCAUGGUACCUGUAAAGUCUCCUAAAGAAUACUAUGUACAACAGGAGGUUAUUGUACUUUUCUGUGAAACUGUAGAAAGAGCCUUAAAGCUUGGAUACCUCACACAAGAUAUGAUUGAUGAUUAUGAACCAGCAUUAAUGUUUACAAUUCCAAGAUUAGCCAUUGUGUGUGGGCUAGUUGUUUACUCUGAAGGACCACUUAACCUCGACCGCAAACCAGAAGACAUGUCUGAACUUUUUCGGCCUUUUCACACACUGCUAAGAAAAAUAAGAGAUCUUCUGCAAACCUUAACAGAAGACGAGCUGCACACAUUAGAAAGAAACCUUUGCAUAUCACAGGAUAUGGAGUUUCCAGUCAGUACAGACCCUGAAGUGCCCUCUGCAAUCUCCCCUGUCUUAGUAACUGCCUUACCAACUGAGGACCCACUUUCAGUAAAAGCUGAAAACACAGAGGUUGAACUUGCAUGCUCUAUGCAGUAUGAUGAGCAAGAGCUUGAGCAGUUGAAUAUGAUGGUCCAUAGAGUUGGAGAUGAGAUGUCUUCUUUGCUCUCCCCACCAAGUGUCUGCCAGUCUCCAGCUCACAGGGCUAACCUCAGCACUGAGGCUUCUCCUAGCCGGCGCAGCAUAGAUAAUCUAAUUGAUGAAGAGGAUAGGGUGUUUUUCAUGGAAGAUCUUGAUGGAGCAGCAGACAUUAUAGCUAGACAAAGAACUUCUGAAAACACAAUGGCUUGGGUCAAUAGCUCCUGUUGCAAUUCAAAAGAAUCUGCACAAGACAAUGUCAUACAAAAUGGGGAAGUAGAAAAUGUUGUUCCUUUAAAAAGUAUGGAAUGUGAUUUGAGCAAUAACAACAACAUUGAUGGAAGUAAAAUGCUGAUGAGUAGUACUUCCCUCCAAAAUUCCUGUAGUUGUCUAGAGGUUACAGAUUCACAGUUAUACCUCAAUGGCUGGGACGCAAAUGGCGACGAUGCAGAAACUGCUGAAAUAAUAGCACACAGAACUGGUGGAAUGAAAAUAUCAGCAACAGUCAUCUUCAAUCCUAAAUGUAUCUCAACUUCAGUUUCACCAGAGAUUUCACCAGAUGUAACCAGCAAUGGUAUUCCAAUCUCUUCAGAUCCACUAUCUAAUGAUGAUGAUGAGGAAUCCCAUAAACUCAGCAUAGCAGCCACUAAUUGUUUAAUUAAUUCUUGUGUUUGUUGUGGUAGUUGUGAAGAUGCUAGAGAGGAUAACCUUAAUGGAAUACAGAAUAUACGAUCUCCAGGUAAAGUUAUAAAUGCUUCCUAUAGUUUAAUAAAGUCCAAAGAGAUGGGCCAUAUAGACAGAUCAGACUGUAGAAUGUCUGCCAAAGAGACAUUAAAAAUGGAAAGCCCUCCUGUUUUGUUGUUAGAAAAAGAUACUGGCAGACAAGAACAAAAAUAUUCUAACUCAUCUAAGUGCCUGCAACAAAACUCAGGUUCACAACUGGGAACGGACAGUGAUUCUGAAGAAGCCGUAAGUGUUCCAAGUCCCCAAACCAAAAGCGAAUCAAAAAGUCAGCUGGAGGAAAGCAGGGAAAGACAAUCAAAGGGAACAGAGGAAGCUAUUUUGGAAUCUUCAACAAAAGAAGACCCCAAAUCUAGUAGUACCACUUCUCAGGAUGGCUUGCUCGAUUCUCCGCUCAACUCCAUCUCCAGCAGUGACUAUGAGAGUGUUUCUGUCACUACAUGUAGUCUCUCCAGCAUAUACACUCAGAGCAGCUUGAUGACCAGUUCUUGCUCAUCAGACGACUUUGAUCAGGAGGAGAUUCAACUUGCCCUGCAGGCUGCAAAAAUUGCUUCUAGGCAAAAGAUCCGAUCCCGUUUCCACAGCAGUAAUGACCUCAUUCAUCGGCUUUUUGUCUGCAUCUCAGGUGUUGCUGAUCAGUUGCAGACAAACUAUGCAAGUGACUUAAGAAGUAUCUUAAAGACUUUGUUUGAAGUGAUGGCGACCAAGCAAGAAAUAGAUGACAAAGGAAAACAAAAGAAAGUAAGCCAAGGCCUAAGAAGUGCAGCGCUGGAAGAUUGUGCCCUCUGCCAGGAAACAAUCUCUUCCUCAGAACUUGCAGCAAAAGCUAGGGAUGGAGAAUUUGAAGAUCCUCCUGACUGGGUACCAGAUGAAGCCUGCAGUUUAUGCACGGCCUGUAAAGCUCCAUUCACAGUGAUUCGCAGGAAGCAUCAUUGUCGGAGCUGUGGCAAGAUUUUCUGUUCCCGCUGCUCUUCCCAUUCUGCUCCGUUACCUCGCUAUGGACAGAUGAAACCUGUUCGUGUCUGCACACAUUGUUACAUGUUUCACGUCACGCCUUUCUAUAAUGAUAAAGCUGGAAUCUGACCCCUUAUAAACAGGCACAUGACAAAAUGGAACUCAGAUGACCUAAGCCAAGAAUUAUACUGAAACGGAAUGGGCUUUUGUGACAAGUGCAGAAGGCAUGUGGGCUUUAAUUUAAACGUUCAUUAACAUUUGUACAGAGAGAUUUGACUGCAUAUUUCCUAUGCUGCUAAUGGAAAGGAUGAACUGUCUGUAACUCACAGCUCCAGUCUUCCAUAAAUACCCAGCUCCAUCAAUAUGAAUGAAAGAAAACAACUUCACUGCAAGGAAUAGGGCUACAAGGAAUUAAUUUCACUACAUCACUGUUUACCUUAAACAUAAAGACUAUCUGAUUGAUUGUAGCAUAUAUCACAACACCGAGCGGCAAGAGCAGGCGUCCGCACCUUUAAACCCGGGUCAAUCAUAUCAGAUGUGCACUGGUGGUUGUGUAAACUGAUUCCUAUUGGUACAUAGGAAUGAAUGGAGUAAAGGCAUGAUAGCUUUUGCAGGAUUCCAGGCUUCCGGAGUUUAGUGCAAUAUUUGUAAAACUGUGGGAUAUACCUGCAUUGGCACUUCAUUUUAUUUUUGCUUGCCUGGCUUAGUCAGCAAUAAUUUUCCGGCUCUAGAAUGUAAUCUAAGCCAACACCACUUCCCUAGCUGCUUCUUAUCCAUACGGAUCAACACAUUCAUCGCACAAGUAUUUAAAUAUUCCCUACAAAGACCCUAAAACUGUAUAUGAGCAAAUUCAGCUGAAAAUGAGUAAAGAGUGAUUAUUUUUUAUAUUUGUUUAAUGUAACAUUACAUAUAAUAUUUUAUUUCCAUUGUUGUUCACUGCAGGGCAGAGUUCCUGAAGGUUUCUUUAGCAUUCAGAUAUUUUAAAGAGACAUUGAAAAGCAAACAUUACAUACUUAAAUUCAUUAGAACAUGUUAUUUUUACUUACUGACCCUAACUUACUAUGUGUUUACCAUUUUUGGAAGGGUAAAAGCCCCACUCAGGAGAUGCAAGCAGAGUAUGGUCGGUAAGACAAUUAAAGGGACAGUAAAGUCAUAAUUAGACAUUCAUGAUUCAGAUAGGGCAUACCAUUUUAAACAACUUUCCAGUUUACUUCUAUUAUGUAAUUUGCUUCCUUCUCUUGUUAUCCUUUUCUGAAAGGUUUAUCUAGGAAAGCUAUGGAGCAGCAAAGAACCUAGGUUCUAGUUGCUGAUUGGUGGCUGCAUAUAUAUAUACUGUCAUUGGCUCACCCAUGUGUUCAGUUAGAAACCAGUAGUGCAUUGCUGCUCCUUCAACAAAUGAUACCAAGAGAAUGAAGCAAAUUUGAUAAUAGAAGUAAACUGGAAAGUUGUAUGUUCUACCUAAGUCGUUUCAUGUCCCUUUAAGAAUGGCAGUUACAAGUUGUCUCCCAUCGCCAGCCAUCUUGUGUCACGUACAAUAGCAUGGAUAAUACUCUAUAUGCUAUUGUUUUUCCUCCUGUGCAUGCUGCUCACUUCAAAGCCGUUGUCCUAUUUUAACCCCUUACGGUUGGCCGAUGGUGAAGCUCCGCCUUUUCAUGCUGGGCACCUCCAUCUUGGAGCACAGGUAUUCUCACCCCCUAUACAAAAACUGUGUUGAUUACCAGAUCAGUAAGAUUUCUGUCUUUUUGACAACUGUAUAAUGUGCUUUAGAUUUUUGCAGCAGCUGUAUUGCUGUAUUCUGUGUAAAAAAUAUAAAGCUCCCACGCUGUAUCAUGCACACAAACUGCAAACAAAUGAUACAGCUGCCUGCACAUGACUGAUCAGAGAAUCUGCACUGUUUCUGUCACAAGAUGGCGGUGGCCAGUACGAAGAUGCAGAGCUUCACCAACCAGGACCUGUAAAUAGUUAAAACAAUAAAGCGGCUCAGAAGACAAAAACAAUAACACACUGAGUAACCAUUCUUUUGUAGCUGUGCUCAGCCGUUUAAAGUCCUUUUAAGAUACAUAUUAAACAAGAUCAGUAAUACAAAUAUUACAUGCGCUAAUGAUUUAUAUCAAAUAAUCUUAAAAUGACCCUUUAAAUGACAGGGAAACUAGAGUUUUAGUUAAGCUUGAAUUCCAUUCCUCUGCUAUGUGAAACCUAUAAAUACAUUUAAAAUCGCUGAGCGAAGAGUACAGUUAGAAUAUGUUCCUCUCAGGCCAGAACAUACUUAGCUUCAUGCUUUGUUAUUAUGCAGAGGCAAUAGGCUAAACUUAAUGUAGUAUUACCUCAUAGGAGAUAUGACUCCGUUUGGGUCAUUCAGUCCUUGGGAGAACACAUUGCAGCCCCUGAAGUGGUUGAUUCUUUUAACAACCAUUUAAAAUAAUGGGCAGUUUUAAUUCACUGUAGAAUUGUGUCACACAGAUUUAGGUGCAAUUAAUACUUAAUUGGAUGUAGAUUCUAUUCCAGUUGUAAACUUUACAACUUGUAGCUAAAUCUAAAAUCUUUAUGUGCAUAGGAAACUGUUUGCUUUUUUUAUGCUAGUAAAGUUUACAAAUGAAAUAUAAUCUGUCCCUUUGUUGGCAAAUAUAUAGUCAAUCCCUAUCCAAUAUUUCUAAGCAUAAAGAAUUAUACAAACUGUCAAAUCCCUACUGAAUCACAAUUUUAGAGGCUAAGCAAUGCAUCAAUAAAUAAACUAAAUCCUGGAUUGGAACCUGUCUCUUUAGGCACCAUGAAAAUAUUAAUAAUGGGGCAAAUAAAAUUAUUUUACUCUGUGGUUAAAGGGAUAUGAAACACAGCGUUUUUAUGAUUCAGAUAGAGCAUGUCAUUAUAAACAACUUUCCAAUUAACUGUGAAAUUUUCUUUGUUCCUUUGGUAUCUUUUGUUGAAAAGAAUACUGAGGUAGGCCGGGAGCUAGCUGCUGAUUAGUGGCGGCACAUACAUGCCUCCUGUCAUUGGCUUACUGGCGUGUUCAGCUAGCUCCCAGUACUGCAUUGUUGCUCCUUCAAUAAAGGAUAUCACAAGAAUGAAAGAAACAUUUUGGGUUUCAUGUCCCUUUAACCCCUACACAGUCUUUUUUGUGCCCCUGUGUUACUAUAGGUGAGGAUACAACAACAUAUUAAGCACCUGUAUGUGCCAAUCACUACUAGCCUUUUGAGGAGGUCAUAAAGAAAAUGGGAAUUUUACUAAAAAUUAGAGGCUCUAUCAAAACUAUAUAUAUAUAUCACUUUGUUUUCUUUAAAAAAAUCAACACUCCAUACCAUUAUUUAGAUUCAGUUGGCACCUCAGUGAGUUAGCGCUGUAGCAUUGGAACUCUCCCUUGGUUUUACAUGUUGUCAAAUGCUGCACAAAACGUUAUGUUUACAUAGUUUAUAAAUGAUUCUUGUUCUAUAUAGAGAUCUCUGACUAGUUUAUAUGCAGCUCUGAAUGCUAAACAGAAUAUGUUCAAGUAUCUUAUCCUCCGAUAGUAUUUAUAAUAGAAGAAAAAAUAGUAUACUAGGAGCCCCACAAACACAGCAACAAAUAUACAGUGAUAAUCAUUUCAACGGGCAAAAUAUUUAUUAUUCUUUUUGUUCUGGAGCUCUUGACAUUUUAUUGCACAUUUAGCAAUAUUAUCACCUUUAGUGAAUUAUCAUUUUAAUCAAAAUCUUUCUUUCCCCCUCUAUUGCUACUAUUAGAUUGUGAUGCACUCCAACAACAUAUAGAUAUUGUACGUGUAUUGUGUGUUGGUCUAUACACACACAUCUGUUUGUUUGUUUUUAAACAAAAUCUGUGAAUAUAACAGUAUGAUAUUUUUUAAUUUCUUGUUUGUUAAUUAUUUUCUAUAAAAUAUAGACUAUUGUUCCCAAAUACCCAAACAUAAAGUUUUUUUUUUAUUUUGAACUAAAUUUUUUAGCUGGUAUAAAUAAGGACCAUUUAUUAAGCAGAAUCGAAAAGAAAACUCCACUGAUCAGACAUAUCAUGGCACAUUGAUUCAAAAGAGUUAAAUGGACUGGCACUGGUAUAGCACAACAACUUCCGUAUCUUUUUUGUUUGCUUUUUUUCUGUUCAUUGGAGUUAACGUCAGUGUAUGUACGUAAUUGACGUUUCAAAUAAGUGAAAUGUUUUAUUUUCUCAGGGUCUAACCUGUAGCAUAUCCACAUUCUCUGUAUGUUCUUAUUUACUUGGAGUGUAUGUAUACGAAUAAGCCACUAAAUAUCCUACAACUGGAAUAUGGAAAAUGUGUUUUACAACAGAUGUAUCUUCCUCGAAUUGAAAUACUUUUCUUUUGAUCAGUUAAUUUCAGGUUUAUGUAAUGUGGUGAGUAUACCACAUGUAAAGUUAACUUAAAGUGCAAACACUGGACAGAUGUAAUUUUCACUAUGUUUCAGAUUAAAAUAAUAUAAAUAUAUGUAUACAGUAAAAUGUUUUGUACUACCGAGGGUUGUCAAUAAAGUUAUUACAUGCA
This is a messenger RNA of Bombina bombina (fire-bellied toad), 7438 nucleotides long. It is a transcript of the gene ZFYVE28, whose product is annotated as zinc finger FYVE-type containing 28. NCBI's taxonomy places the organism in Eukaryota, Metazoa, Chordata, Amphibia, Anura, Bombinatoridae. The coding region runs from base 10 to 3084 and encodes 1024 amino acids. Gene Ontology annotation, molecular function: metal ion binding. The record is from RefSeq and is a predicted model, not a curated record. Gene Ontology annotation, cellular component: early endosome membrane. Gene Ontology annotation, biological process: negative regulation of epidermal growth factor-activated receptor activity. The transcript is spliced from 14 exons.